Phaeoacremonium minimum UCRPA7 is the source of this 522-nucleotide messenger RNA. Its product is annotated as putative antigenic cell wall protein. Gene Ontology annotation, cellular component: extracellular region. Lineage: Eukaryota; Fungi; Ascomycota; Sordariomycetes; Togniniales; Togniniaceae. The record is from RefSeq and is a predicted model, not a curated record. The transcript has a single exon. Bases 1 to 522 code for a protein of 173 amino acids.
AUGCUCUUCACGAGGAUUCUGGCACCCGUUGCCCUAUUGGCGACCACAGUCUUCGCCGACGGUGCCGCUAUUGUUGACGCCCUCAACGCCAUCGCAGCUGACACUGCUGCUCUGAACAAUACUGUAAUCUCCUGGAAGGGCGACCUGCUCGGUUCAUUGCCCAUCAUCAGCAAGUCAGCGUCACUGCUGGCGACAAUCAAGAAGGGGACAAAGACGGCCGAGGACUCGGCGCCGCUCGAACUGCUCGAGACCAUUGGCGUUGCGCUGGCGACCCAAGCCUUGGUGUCAGAUGUCAACACAACGUUGACCACCAUCGUCUCCAGAAAGUCGGACUUCGACAAGCUACUGCUUAGCCCCGUCGUGUUGCUUAACCUCGAAUUGGAGAAGAAGGCGUCGGCUGACUUCAGCGAUGCCGUCACGGCAAAGGUGCCUGCCGAUGUCCAGAGUAUAGCUGAGCAGCUUGCAGCCCAAAUUAAUGAUGCAUUCUUGGAGGCCAUCGAUGUUUAUAAUGGUCCGUUCUAG